AUGAUUUUAGUACAUUAUUAUUAGUUAAAUAUCUUUAAUAUAGUAUUAAUAUUUAUUGGUAACAAGUAGCUGGUUGAUAAAUAAUUGUUAGUAAAAUCUUAUACAGACAAAUUUCAGGAUGUUUAUGAAUCUGAUUAGAAUGUAUAGCAAUAACAUUCAACUUUAGAAAUUGAGUAAAGGAUCCAAUGCAUUAGAAUUAAAAAAGUUAGUCAAGGUUAUUCCCAACAAAUUAAUUUUAGAUCUAACUAAUGCAAAAUUAAUAAUGAGUUUAGAUUCAGUGUAGGAUCAUCCUAAUUUAAAUAAAUUGAUUAAAGUUUUGAAGAUACAAAAACGUUUAUAUUAUUAUGGAGUAGAUAUGUAUCAUUUAUUAUUGUUAAGUCUUUGUAUUGGAGGAAACUUGCUUAACAAGUAGGUUGAGAAAGAUAAAUUCAGGGAAAAGAUGCAGAAUAAAUAUUUUUAUAAAUCAUUAUAGCCAUUCAUAACUGCCAUGCUCAGGAGAUAUAUUAUUGAGACAUUAAACUAGAACAUUUUUUAUUCCUAGAUAAAACCCAAUUACACAAUAAAAUUGA
Messenger RNA from Paramecium octaurelia, 569 nucleotides. Lineage: Eukaryota; Ciliophora; Oligohymenophorea; Peniculida; Parameciidae. The record is from the annotation of a GenBank genome assembly.